UUUUAUCUUUAUUCUCUAUUCUUUUCUUUUUUUUUUUCUGUGGCUUUACUACUUUUCGAAUGCCACUUUACUUGACUUGGUGUUCAUAGAUUAUGCCAAAUUUCUCCCUUACUGUUCUUAGUUUCAGCAAAGUUAGUUCAAGAAUACCAACUGCUGAAUGCUGACAGCCGUCCCAGCUUCUGAAAUUUACUGCAAAUGGUUCUUUUUUAGUUGUUUUCCUUUGCUCCAAGACCGGUGUUUCCUUUCCCUUUUAUGAUAUCUCUCUCUGUCUACAUCUCUGAGUUCUGGGGCCGACAUCUCUGAACAUCGUAUCCUCCGUCUGUUUCUUUAACGGACUCUGAUUUUGGACCUGUCUCGACAGUCCUCGUUACAUCACCACUCCCAUCUUCCUGGAUCCAGUUCCAGCUCUCCAAGCUAACUGUUACCUGCUAUUAAGAAAUGUUGGAGAAAUUGGAUUGUCAAGAGAUCUGAAAGUGAAGUUAACAGGAGUCUGCAUAGAAGAGAUCAAUCGCCCAGAAAUGAUUCCCGGCGCGUUCUAUGAUUCCUUUAUGUAAAUCAGAGCACAUGAAGGGAAAGUAAUAUUCCCAAAAAAAAAAAAAAGAAAAUGAAGAAAUUAUGGAGGGUAAUGGUAUGCUUAACAUCACAGGAACAGGGAAUCUUCGGUUUCUUGUUGUUGCUUCUAUUCCAACAUUUCGUCAUGUGGGCAGAAGCUAGACAAUUGGUUUCAGGGCAAAAGCAAAGCAAUGAUGAUGUGAUCAAGUUGAUGGCUUUCAAGCGCUUCUCCAUUACCUCUGAUCCGCACGAUGCCUUAGCCAACUGGACUGAUGAUUCUUCUAGCCCAUGCUCAUGGCGUGGCGUCUUCUGCUCUCCUUAUGGCCGUGUUACUGCUCUGAACCUCAGUUAUGCAGGCCUUGUUGGUGGCCUACACCUCCCUAACCUAACAGCCUUAUCUGCUCUCCGUCAUCUCUAUUUGCAAGGAAAUUCAUUUUCUGCUGCUGAUCUUUCUGCUUCCACUAAUGUCUCAUGCAACCUUGAAACUCUUGACUUGUCCUCCAAUACCAUCUCAAAGCCUCUUCCGGAACAAUCACUUUUCUCCGUGUGUAACAGUCUAGCUAACGUUAACCUGUCUCGCAAUUCAAUUCCUGGGGGAAUUCUUAGGUUUGGUCCUUCCUUGCUGCAGCUUGACCUCUCUCGUAAUCGGAUUUCUGAUUUUGCCCUGUUGAACUACUCCCUCUCUAGCUGCCAGAAUUUGAAUCUGCUCAACUUUUCAGAUAAUAAGCUCACGGGAAAACUUGAUCUUUCUUCCCUUUCUUGCAAGAAUUUAAUUGUUCUUGAUCUCUCAUACAAUCUCUUUUCUGGACCGAUACCACCAAGUUUCUUGCCAGAUUCACUGGUUUCCCUCAAGCAUCUCGAUCUCUCCCACAACAACUUCUCUGGCAAGUUCUCCAGCCUAAAUUUUGGGCAGUGCAGCAACCUCACCCUGCUCAGCUUGUCUCAGAACAACCUCUCUGACUCUGAGUUCCCAGCUAGCCUCAGAAACUGUCACUUUCUAGAGGCACUUGACUUGUCUCAUAUUGGGCUGCAGCAAAAGAUACCAGGGGGCUUGUUGGGAAAUUUCAAGAAUUUGAAGCGUCUAUCCUUGGCUCAUAAUCAGUUUACUGGUGAAAUCCCUCAUGAGUUGAGACAGGCUUGUGGAACUCUCGAGGAACUUGAUCUGUCAUCUAACAAACUCACUGGUGGAUUGCCUUUGGCUUUUACAUCAUGCUCUCAUUUGCAAGUUCUGAACCUAGGAAGCAAUCUACUUUCAGGAGAUUUCCUCAGUGCAGUUGUGAGCACUCUCCCGAGCUUGAGAUAUUUUUAUGUACCAUUCAACAAUAUUUCUGGAUAUGUGCCCUUGUCACUUACCAAUUGUACUCAGCUUCAGGUGCUCGACCUUGGUUCUAAUGCCUUUACAGGGAAUAUCCCUCCAGGAUUUUGUUCUUCAACGUCAACUUUGGAAAAGAUUCUUUUAGCCAACAAUUACCUUUCAGGAAGUGUGCCCUCGGAGCUUGGAAACUGCAAGAACUUAAGGACAUUAGAUCUUAGUUUCAACAGCUUGACUGGUUCUAUUCCCUUAGAUAUUUGGAAGUUGCCAAAUCUUUCUGACCUGGUUAUGUGGGCAAAUAACCUCACUGGUGAGAUCCCAGAAAGCAUUUGUGUCAAUGGAGGAAACCUGGAGACCCUGAUUCUCAACAAUAAUCUCAUCACUGGAAGCAUUCCAAAAUCCAUCGCCAAGUGUACCAAUAUGGUAUGGGUGUCACUUUCUAGCAACAGCCUUACAGGGGAAAUUCCUUCUGGUUUUGGAAAUCUUCUUAAGCUUGCUAUCCUGCAAUUGGGUAACAAUUCUCUGACUGGACAGAUUCCACAAGAGCUUGGCAAAUGCCAGAGCCUCAUUUGGCUUGAUUUAAAUAGCAAUGAUAUCAGUGGUGCUCUCCCACCUGAGCUUGCAAACCAAGCUGGCCUAGUCAUGCCUGGAAGUGUUUCGGGGAAGCAAUUUGCAUUUGUAAGAAAUGAGGGUGGAACAGCUUGCAGGGGUGCUGGAGGUUUAGUUGAAUUUGAGGGAAUACGGGCAGAAAGGCUUGAAAGUUUUCCCAUGGUUCAUUCUUGCUCAUCAACAAGAAUUUACUCUGGUACGACAGUAUAUACCUUUUCCAAUAAUGGAAGCAUGAUCUACCUUGAUGUCUCUUAUAAUAAUUUGUCAGGUAGUAUUCCUGAGAAUUUCGGUAAUAUGAGCUAUCUCCAGGUCUUGAAUUUGGGACAUAAUAAGCUAAUGGGAAAUAUUCCUGAAAGUUUUGGAGGUUUGAAAGCUAUUGGCGUCUUGGAUCUCUCUCAUAAUUAUCUCCAAGGUUAUCUGCCAGGUUCAUUGGGGACUCUCACUUUUCUUAGUGACCUUGACGUAUCCAACAACAACCUCACAGGUCCCAUCCCUGCUGGAGGCCAGCUGACCACUUUCCCAUCAUCCAGAUAUGAAAACAAUUCUGGACUUUGCGGGGUUCCCUUGCCUCCUUGUGCCUCUGGAAGUCAUCGAUCAAACCUUCACUCUCAGAAUAAAAGGUCAUCUGUGGCAGUUGGGAUGGUAGUUGGCAUUACAUUCUCUCUUUUAUGCAUUCUUGGACUAACAUUAGCUCUUUAUCGAGUGAAAAAGCACCAGCUUAAGGAGGAAAAGAGAGAGAAAUACAUUGAAAGCCUACCAACUUCAGGUAGCAGUAUCUGGAAACUCUCCAGUGUCCCUGAGCCUUUGAGCAUCAACAUUGCCACUUUUGAGAAACCUCUACGGAAAUUAACCUUUGCCCAUCUGCUUGAAGCUACUAAUGGUUUCAGUGCGGAAAGUUUGAUAGGGUCUGGAGGGUUUGGUGAGGUCUACAAGGCACAACUGAGAGAUGGCUGUGUAGUUGCAAUCAAGAAGCUAAUUCAUAUCACAGGGCAGGGAGACAGAGAGUUUAUGGCAGAAAUGGAAACCAUUGGGAAGAUCAAGCACCGGAACCUGGUUCCUUUGCUGGGUUACUGCAAGGUUGGGGAGGAGAGGCUUCUUGUGUAUGAGUACAUGAAAUGGGGAAGUUUGGAGUCUGUUCUUCAUGACAAGGCCAAAGGAAGAGGAUCAAGGCUUGACUGGGCAGCUAGAAGGAAGAUUGCGAUAGGUUCAGCAAGAGGUCUUGCUUUCCUUCAUCAUAGCUGUAUUCCUCAUAUUAUCCACCGGGACAUGAAAUCUAGCAAUGUACUCCUUGAUGAAAAUUUUGAGGCUAGAGUUUCUGAUUUUGGCAUGGCGAGAUUAGUAAAUGCCCUUGAUACUCAUCUUAGUGUGAGCACACUUGCAGGAACUCCAGGAUAUGUUCCCCCAGAGUACUAUCAGAGUUUCCGGUGUACAACAAAAGGUGACGUCUACAGUUAUGGUGUCAUACUGCUAGAGCUUCUCUCUGGCAAAAGGCCUAUAGACUCAUCUGAGUUUGGCGAUGACAAUAACAUUGUAGGAUGGGCGAAGCAGCUUCACAGAGAGAAGAGAAUUGAUGAGAUAUUGGACCCUGAGUUGAUGUCAGAGAAAUCUGGUGAGGCGGAGUUGCACCAGUAUCUGAGGAUUGCCUUCGAGUGCCUUGAUGAUAGGCCCUUUCGACGUCCAACUAUGAUACAGGUGAUGGCAAUGUUCAAGGAGCUUCAAGUUGAUUCAGAGAGUGAUAUCCUUGAUGGUUUCUCUCUCAAAGAAAACGUUAUUGAAGAAUCAUGAGGGAAAGAACCAUGGAAGUACAUCCAACUUUGGUUGGAGUGGAAAGGUCUUGUUCCUGCCAUCCUGCAUAUGUGGUGAGGCUGAGUUUGCAGAUACAGUAGCUACAAGUUGAAUCUCUGAUAUUGUUGAUAGGCUUCAUUGAUAAGUUUUUGCCUAGUGUAAAUAGUAGAAAGCACUGAAUGAGACAGAGAAGUUCAAAGAAAACAUGGGGGGAACAAAGUAAUGGGGUCUUCAUAUGCUAAAACCUGGGUACAAUAGAAUUUCUUUCCUUUGAACAUCCUUUUUGUCACCAAAGACUUCAAAACUUUGCUUCUUUUCCAUUAGCUUGAUUUUCCUGCCACAGUUUUGCUAACUGAUAUUUAAUCAUCUUCUUUGUAAAGUUUAAUAGGAUCAUUAAUAGGAAAUUGGAAUCUCAAUUGUAUCAUUUGCAUUUAGUUUAGUGAGCAAUUACAGAAUUACUUUGGCAGUGAAUUGAUUCACAAAUAAGUUUUAUAACCAUAGGUCCAUUAACUCCACUUCAGAUGCUUUGCACCCUCCAACCCGAGUAGUUGUUUUUCUUUUUUUUUGUUCCAGCAUGAACUUGACAUGAUUACAUGACAACUCAAGCAUUAUACCGGAUAAUCUCUUUAAGAUUUUCUUUGAAUAUGGACUAUUCUUCUGUUGACUCAGAAAUAUGAUUGAAUCUACACGUUGUUUCUAUCUAAAAGAAGCAGUGGAUGCAGAAAAUCAAGCAAAAUUAGGCUUUCUUUUCUCUGCCUACUCAGCAAGCAAAUGAAGCUAAGUCAACUGAUGAUUUCAAGCACAAUUUCGUGUUUAUUCCUGAUUUAGAUUGCUGGAACUGUUUUUUUUUUUUUUUGUUGCCUAAAGGAUUUCCUUGUUACAGUUCCAGACAUGUGAUGCCUUUGAUAAAUUUAAAUUUAUAACUGUAGUUGCCUAAAAAGGCAUUUGGAUUCGUUCCAAAUAGUUAUCCUCUUUGCAAAUCCAUGUUCUGCUUUAAUCAUUGUUAACCAAUAAAUAAAGUAACAUCUGCAGUACUAUUGUUGUUGGACAUAUAAGGCUUUGGAGCAAUAUAUUUCUUUAGGCAAUAAAGUAUUCAACAUGAAACCCCAUGAUAUAUAUGUCUGAUAUUCAUGCUUUUCCAUGUCCUGGGAUGUGGGCUUUAGCUAUUUAGUCAAAAUCCUUAUUCACAAUUUAGGUCAUUUUUUACACAUUUCUGCAGUGUUCAACGUUUUCGAUUCUUCUUUUGUCUGUUUAUUUCUGGAUUCCUGUUGAUGAAUAUAACCUUUUUGGUGCCAAAUCAAAUUUAAAGUUUGAUUUAUUUGACAUCCAGCAUCAAACACUUAUCAUUUUUUUUUUGACUAAGUUCCAAGAGUUGAUGAUUAAUGCGUUUAUGACCAAAAUGCCCAGGUAGAUUU
This is a messenger RNA of Durio zibethinus, 5673 nucleotides long. Its product is annotated as serine/threonine-protein kinase BRI1-like 1. Lineage: Eukaryota; Viridiplantae; Streptophyta; Magnoliopsida; Malvales; Malvaceae. Gene Ontology annotation, molecular function: protein kinase activity; ATP binding; protein binding. Gene Ontology annotation, biological process: protein phosphorylation. The record is from RefSeq and is a predicted model, not a curated record.